Messenger RNA from Myxocyprinus asiaticus (Chinese sucker), 859 nucleotides. RefSeq names its product protein CutA homolog. The coding region runs from base 141 to 668 and encodes 175 amino acids. Gene Ontology annotation, molecular function: copper ion binding. The transcript is spliced from 6 exons. NCBI's taxonomy places the organism in Eukaryota, Metazoa, Chordata, Actinopteri, Cypriniformes, Catostomidae. Gene Ontology annotation, biological process: response to metal ion. The record is from RefSeq and is a predicted model, not a curated record.
CACGCAGUCGCUCUGGGGAAGUGCCGUGACAAUACAAACUGUCAAGCGGACUUUUGGUACGGUAGGGAGUUGAAGCUGCCCGGGCACCUGCAGUUGAGUCUGCAUGUCCCCUUCAACAGUUCAUCGGCGAUAUAACUUUAAUGUUGUGGAAUUACAUGUAUGCAAGGGAACAAAACAGAUUUGUUGUAGCCUACCAGCGGUAUCCCAAUGACACAAUGACUUCGGCUUUCCCUCGAUCGGGAUUUGUGGUCAUGUGCGGGACUGUAGUACUAACUCUUGCCCUGUACCCUAUGCUGAGGACACUGGUUGUUCAGAUCCACUCUGCUGUCACGGGGAGCUAUGUGGCAGGAUAUCACUCUGUGCUGCUCAUCAACUGUCCUACUGAACAGACUGCCAGAGAUGUUGGCAGGGGCAUCAUGGAGAAAAGACUGGCGGCAUGUGUGAAUAUAUUUCCCCGCACUGCCACCAUGUACUACUGGAAAGGAGAGAUUCGAGAGGCCUCAGAAAUACUGCUGCUUGUGAGGACGAGAACAUCUCUAAUACAGAGACUUAUGGCUUAUGUAAAAGCUGUGCAUCCAUAUGACAUUCCAGAAAUCAUUAGUUUUCCUAUUGAAGAUGGAAGUCUGCACUACUUGAAGUGGAUGGAAGAUGCAGUCCCUGAUAUUUGACACAUGAACAUUUACAAUCCUGUGGAGAAGCAGCCCUACUGGAAACUCAGUAUGCAAAAUUCUCAGGUUAAUGGGAACCUGGACCCAUACAGAGGAAUAUUGAAUGAAUGUCUCUUCAUAUAAAGAUCAGUGUACACCGAUCAGCCACAACAUUGAAAUCACCUGCCUAAUAUUGUGUAGGUCCCCCUUGU